Camelina sativa (false flax) is the source of this 1394-nucleotide messenger RNA. RefSeq lists its product as uncharacterized. Gene Ontology annotation, cellular component: membrane. The record is from RefSeq and is a predicted model, not a curated record. Gene Ontology annotation, molecular function: metalloendopeptidase activity. Gene Ontology annotation, biological process: CAAX-box protein processing. Lineage: Eukaryota; Viridiplantae; Streptophyta; Magnoliopsida; Brassicales; Brassicaceae.
UCUCUCUCUCUCUCUCUCUGGUCACGAAACCCCCAAAUCCAAUUUUCAGAUAAUUAGGGUUUUUUUUUGUUUGUUCAAUUUCUCUGAUGAAACUGAGAAGAAGAAUCUCACAUUAGGGUUCCUUAGUGUUGGCAUAUUCUGUGGGUUUUUCUCAUCUCUCAUUCCACGGAACACUGAGGAGAUUCCCAUGUUGACCUCUCCUUGCUCUUCUUCGUCUCUCCUCCUUUGCCAUCGCCCAGCGCUAUCUAUUUCGCGUUCAAAGUUUAGGGUUCCUAGUCGAACUGUCUUCUCUCCUGCUAUUACCCAGAUUUCCCCUUUAACUGCUGCUUCUUCACCUUCUAAUAAGCCCGCGAAGCACAAAUGGAAGUUUUUUUGCUUUAGAAAUGAGGAUUCUGCUCCUGAGAAUCCGGAGCAAUUCGUGCCUGAGGAAAUAGUUAAGCCAGAUCAAGAUUCUCCAUGUACAGAUAAAACAGAUUUGAAGGCAACUCUUCAAAAGGCUGCAGAUGCAGUUUUGAAAGCCAUUGGGACUCGUUGGAAGGUACCAUGGACUGUCGAGACCAUUGUGCAGGUAAUGCUUCUGUGGGUAGCUGCUUUCUGGUUCAUUGGUUCAUGGAUGAUCCCAUUCAUGGCUCAUAUAUCAGGUUUCCACAAAGAAUCCCUAACAUUUAGAGGCCAAGCUUUGUUCAGUCUGGUAACUGAUGUAACAGAAGGCCUUGCCGGGAUUGCUAUCCUCCACCGUUGUCUCUCCAUGUUCCGUCCUCUUGCAAGCGAUUGGUUCCGCUUUAGCCUCAAAGGAAACUGGCAACUAGAUGUUAUCAUAGGCUGUUUCAUGUUCCCUUUCGUAAACCGUCUAUCCCAAUUAAACCUCAACCUUUUGCCACUCCCACCGACCUCAAGUCCGGUCUCACUGUCAAGUGUCGAGCAGUCGAUAAUGGCUAGAGACCCUGUGGCAAUGGCACUGUAUGCGGUUGUGGUAUCGAUUUGUGCACCGGUUUGGGAAGAGAUAGUGUUCAGAGGGUUCUUGUUACCGUCUCUGACUAGGUACAUGCCAGUUUGGUGUGCGAUUCUUGUGAGUUCAGUUGCGUUUGCUCUGGCGCAUUUCAAUGUGCAGAGGAUGUUGCCAUUGGUGUUCCUUGGAGUGGUUUUGGGUUUGAUAUUCGCACGAUCAAGGAACUUGUUACCGUCAAUGCUGUUGCAUAGCUUGUGGAAUGGCUUUGUAUUCAUAGAAUUGAUGCGAUGAGGAUGAACAAUGUCUCUGUUUUAGGUGUUUCUUAUUCUUCUUGUAAUUGAUUCAUGUUAUGAUUUUAGCAAUUCUUUUUUUUUUGUUUCUUAAUAAAUGGACAGUUCAAUUGUACAAAGAGAAGGGAAAAUAGUCAAAAGGAAACUACUAAUUU